Medicago truncatula (barrel medic) is the source of this 1015-nucleotide messenger RNA. RefSeq names its product transcriptional regulator SUPERMAN. The transcript is spliced from 2 exons. The coding region runs from base 254 to 817 and encodes 187 amino acids. Lineage: Eukaryota; Viridiplantae; Streptophyta; Magnoliopsida; Fabales; Fabaceae. The record is from RefSeq and is a predicted model, not a curated record.
UCCAAAGCUUUCAAGGAUCAAAAGAAAAGGAAAGACCACUUUCACACAAUUUCUCUAUUUAAUUUGCUAAGCAAUAUCCAAAUACAGUAGUGGCAGAUGAAGUACACCUGAUGAGAUCUUCACUUUCACCCUCAAAAUAAAUUUAAAAAAACUUCAACAUGAAGCUAUUUUUGGAUCAUCAGUUUCUCUCUCUCCCUCAACUCUGAAUUUGUUUGAAGAAGACCAUUAUAAUACAUAAAGAAAAAGCUUCAACAUGGAAGGAAAUUACUACCUGAACAGAAACACAAGAGAUCAUGAUCAUCAUCAUCAUAACUUGGGAUUUGAGGAGCAUUCAUGGGGAACAUCAUGGCCAGCAAGAAACUAUUCUUGUAGUUUUUGCAAAAGAGAGUUUAGGUCAGCUCAAGCUUUAGGUGGACAUAUGAAUGUCCAUAGAAGAGAUAGGGCAAGAUUAAGAUCAUCAUUAAUAUCUUCUUGGGUUAAUUCUGAUCAAUGCCCUAAUAAUAAUAAACCAAACCCUACCCCUAGCUCAACUACUCCUUGUUCUUCUCCACUUUAUCUCUCUUUAUCUUCUCCACCUUCACCUUCCUUACCUCAUACUAUCCAUGAUGAUAAGAAACCAAGAUUAACACCUUCUCUAUCUCUUCCUCUUUUAAAUCCUCAAAGAAGUGAAAUCAUGAUGAGUAAGAGCAUCAAGAGCUAUGAAGAGGUGAAGAAACACAAUGUUUUGAUGAAUAAUGAGCAAAACAUUACAUUGGAGUUAGGAAUAGGGUUGUUUAAACACCAAGAGGAAAAGUUAGAUUUGGAGCUUCAUCUCUAGCUAGUUAUGUAACAAUCAAGGUGCAAUUUAUCAAACAAAUUUAUAUAUAUAGUUCAGUGACUAGCUAGUACUGCAAAUGAUGUGCAACUUCAGAUAUAUUUGUUUUAACUUUCUUGCAUUUUAAUUAGGACUUUUUGUAUUAUUAUGCAUUUCAAGGACCUUAUUGUUUAGUAUUUCUUUUGUAAUUUGUUGUUUAAG